AUCUGACAUUUUAAAACAAAAGAAAAAUAAACACGGAAAAGAACAUCUUCACCACUCUCUUCCAUCAUCAACAAUUCAAUUUUAAAAAAUGUCCUCAAACGUUGACCCAAGACAAAGAUGAAGAGCUUGUUUUGUCCCUGGAGAUGCUUCGUCACGAGAAAGGUCACCAAGCUACGCUUCUGAUGGGAUCUGCUAAUACUAGUAGCACGACGGCGAUGUCGUCUCAACAAUACCCUGUCCGGAGAACUACCGCCGAGGACUUCUUGUACUCCGAGAACGAGAAGUCUGAUUAUGAAUGGCUGGUUACGCCACCAGGCUCACCGAGUAGAAGCGUAACAAACCAACUCGACGCACCAGAUGCUAACCUGAUGGGUCUUAUAUCUCGGUUAGAGAACUAUAGCAAAGAAGAGUCCAAUAACCAAACGACGUCGUUACACAGUUCCUCCUCUGUUUCUGGAAUCAGAAGACCCUCGUCCUCUAGUAGCUCAAGAUCAACGAGUAGACCACCCACACCAACCAGAAAGUCUAAAACUCCAGCUAAAAGGCCAUCAACGCCGACCUCACGUGCCACCUCAACAGCUGCACGUGCCACGUUAACCUCGUCCUCUACUAGUAGCUUAACAAGAUCAAGGAGCAGACCUUCUUCUAGCUCUGGAACCUCACGUGUUACCUUAACCGCUGCACGUGCAACCAGGCCUACCACCUCAACCGGCCAAAAAACUACCGGUUCAGCUACCUCUACUCGAUCCAAUAACCGGCCGAUGUCGGCUCCUAAUUUAAAACCGGGAUCGAGGUCAAGUACUCCAACUCGCCGCCCAUCAACUCCAAACGGUUCAUCGACUGUAUUGAUAAGUAAACCAAUUAAACCGGCUCUGUCUCAAGGAGCUUCUCCGAUCGUGAGACCAAGGCCAUGGGAACCUUACGAGAUGCCUGGAUUCUCAAUAGAAGCGCCGUCUAAUCUCAGAACUACGUUACCGGAUAGGCCACAAACCGCUUCAAGUAGCAGAACCAGAGCGUUUGAUUUGUCAAGUAGUUCAAGAUCAGCGUCCAUAGAACGUGAUGUUGCAAAGAGACAGUCUUGUUCGCCUUCUAGAGACCGAGCUUCAAAUGGAAAUGUAAACGGUGCUGUUCCAUCGUUACGUGGACGACGAGCAAAGACGACGAACAACGAUGAUGGUGGAUUGAUAAGUCAUGUGGCUAAGGGAAAUCAAAAGGUCGAGAGAAUUGUGAAUAUGAGAAAACUUGCUCAACCGCAACUAACAGAAAGCGGCGGCCGAGGACUUAGUGGUGGUGGUGGCUCCUCCGCCGGGAAGUCGAGCUCUCGAUCUGACGGUUUUGGGUUUGGGCGAAACCUAUCUAAAAGCUCCAUCGACAUGGCCUUGAGACACAUGGAUGUUAGACGAGGAAGCAUGGCGGGGAAUUUCCGACCAUCAGUGACGAAAGUUCCGGCCACUUCAUUGAACAGUGUAAGAUCAUGUCGAAACCGGCCGGUGAUCAGCAGCGGAAGCUCGGAAUCAAGUGUCAACAUUUUGCGCUUAGACGGUAGCGAUGAUAAUCUGAGCGACAUAAGUUACUCUUAAAGAGUUACAAUUAACUCUUUUAUGCUCUUCAUUCCCAGUGAUUUCUUUGUUUUGUAGUAGAAGAUAUUAAAAAUCUCCCAGAAUCAUGAAGGUCAGGCCUAACUAUUAGGAAUGGCCAUGAAUUUUGAUUUAUAUAUAAAUUUUUGGACCUAAGAGGCAAUUUUUUCCGACUUGAUAAUAAUGAUGGUACAGAUUGUAUAAAA
Arabidopsis lyrata subsp. lyrata is the source of this 1783-nucleotide messenger RNA. RefSeq names its product flocculation protein FLO11. Lineage: Eukaryota; Viridiplantae; Streptophyta; Magnoliopsida; Brassicales; Brassicaceae. The transcript is spliced from 5 exons. The record is from RefSeq and is a predicted model, not a curated record. The coding region runs from base 144 to 1580 and encodes 478 amino acids. Gene Ontology annotation, cellular component: cortical microtubule. Gene Ontology annotation, biological process: cortical microtubule organization.